CCGCAAGCAAGCCAGCCGGUAUUCCCUACCCAAGCCGCAACAACAACAACAUCAUCAUCAUCAUCACCACCACCACCAACAUCAACACCAAUACUUACAUCCGCGGCAGCAGCAGUAUUGCACAUUCCAUUUGCUCACUCAAAAAGCGGUCAACAGUGAACAACCAAGAGCACAUCACAUAGGGAAUACGACCGAACAGAACAGCAAAAAUGUACCACAUGGGGGUCAGUAAUCCGGUCAAGUAUGUCCUGGGCCUGUCCCUGUUCACCAAACGCACCGACCGAGCCACCUGGAAGGGGAAAGAAAUCGACUUGGAUCCGCCCAUCGAGGAGAUUCGCUGGAGCGACGCCGUGCAGUAUCCCGACGAUGCCUUCGCAUUGACGGACGAUGCCCACAUGGCGGUGAGCCCCAGUGACGACUCCGAUCUGGGCCACAGCAGCAGCAGCAGCAGCAGCAGCAGCAGCUCCAGCAGCAGGACCAGGCUGGUGCGCAUCGUCAGCUGGGCCAGUCUGGUCGGGGGCAGAUGUCGGUGGACGAUGGAGCAGGAGCGGAAACUGGCCAUCGCGAGAAGCGAACUCGCUAGAUGUCAGAAAGCCUGGAGUUCUGAGCAGGAGUUGUGGUUAGCUCAUAUCAAAGACCUGCACGAGGAAAAAGAGGCCCAUGAGCAAUUCAUCCAUCAUCGAGCGAAACAGCAAGACGAAGAGCAGCAACAUUUUCGCAAAUCCUGGAUCCGACGAAAAUCCUACGAGGAGCAACAACAACAACAUCAACACGACCAUCAUCAGCAAAAUCAUCAGCAGCCGCGACCGGUCGCCACGACACAACGGACCAAUAGCAGAUUGCACCGGAUACGGCGCAUUGGGUCAUAG
Molecule: messenger RNA, 869 nt
Organism: Aspergillus heteromorphus CBS 117.55
Lineage: Eukaryota; Fungi; Ascomycota; Eurotiomycetes; Eurotiales; Aspergillaceae
Exons: 2
Coding region: 210-869 (219 amino acids)
Source: RefSeq, a predicted model, not a curated record